AGUAUUGCGGUUGAAUGAAUAAGAAGCAAUACGUAUUGCGUGCGGCCCUCGUCUAGAAAGAAAAACCGAUUAAAUUAAAACCAUCUUAAUCUAAAGUCUUUAUUAAAAAAAUAUAAAAAUGGUUGCCAUGGACUGGCCAUCGAGAGAUCAACUUAUGGAUUUUAUUCAAGAAACAGAUAGAAUUGACAACGAAAACAAUGGUGAAAACUCAGUUUUGGAUAGAAACGAUGAUGGAAUGCAGGAUCCCCUUGUCGAUAUAGAUGGUUUUCCUCGAAGCGAUAUUUCUGUAUAUAAAGUGCGACAAAAAAUCAUUUGCUUGAAAAAAUACCGCACAAAUCCGAUAGAACGUGUGGAACAACAUCUUGGUAAGGCCCAUGCUAAGUACCUUAUCUCCAAUCGUCAUGGCAUGUUUGGUCCGAGGCGCUGUGCCUUAUAUGCUUAUGAUUAUGAAGGACCCAACUGUGAUGAAGAGUUAAAUGAUAAUGCGAGUUUUGCUACUGUGGGCAAUGUUCAAGCGGGCUCACCUGCCGACUUGGGGGGUCUACGCAAAAAUGAUAAGUUCCUGCAGUUUGGCUCUAUCAAUACCAGCAACUUCUCCGAUAUCAGGCAGCUGCAAAACAUUGUUAGGCAGUUCAUUGAUCAGCCUAUUAAUGUUGUUGUUAAACGAGAUGGAGAAAUCAUUAAUCUUACCGUUGUUCCAAAACGUUGGGAAAAGCCUGGAUUAUUUGGCUGCCAGAUUAUGAAGCAGUGGUGUAUCGUGAGAGUCACUACUUAAAGCCAGCUGUUAACAGUAUAUCUGAGAUCUCAGGUCUUAGUCGUAUCACCCUGAGGUGUCAUCAGAACGAUGGCCAAACACUUGGUUGUCACAUCAGCUUGCUUAGCGUGUUUUUGUUGAUAAAAUCAUGCCAUUAUGUUAAGUAUAUAUGAGUCUUAUGUAUGAUUUUGCUGUGAUUUAUUUUGUGAUAAAUUUUAUUUACUUAGAAUAUUAAACAAUUACGACUAAUUGUAAGCUUGUUAGAUUUAGAUAAAUGUACUUAAUCCUGAUUUUAAUUAUAAAUCAUAUGUAAAACACUAAACAUGUCUAUUUUAUAUUAAAAUAAUAUUGUAUUAGAGGAAAUAGAUGAUGAUUUUAUAAUGUUUUUAGACUGCAUUGGCAUUUCUUUAAAUAAACUAUGUAUUCAUAACAUUUAGAUUAAUUAUUAUUCUACUUUCACUAUACAGUAGCUCAUCUGUCAGUAGUCUGACUAUUGUAUCAACGUAAUAUCGAUCCAUAAUAGUUUGUAGUUAAAUAUUAUUGAUGUUUGAGAAAUUCAAUUUCGAUAUAAUGUCACAUAUAAUUAAUCAGUAGUUGUUAGGAUGUUAAAUUUUGUGAUGUUCGCAUUUUACUAUGUGUAUAACGGAAUAAAAAUUUUACUCUA
Molecule: messenger RNA, 1418 nt
Organism: Nymphalis io (European peacock)
Lineage: Eukaryota; Metazoa; Arthropoda; Insecta; Lepidoptera; Nymphalidae
Product: 26S proteasome non-ATPase regulatory subunit 9-like
Exons: 3
Coding region: 119-775 (218 amino acids)
Biological process (GO): proteasome regulatory particle assembly
Cellular component (GO): nucleus; cytoplasm
Molecular function (GO): protein binding
Source: RefSeq, a predicted model, not a curated record